Pecten maximus is the source of this 991-nucleotide messenger RNA. RefSeq lists its product as uncharacterized. The transcript is spliced from 2 exons. NCBI's taxonomy places the organism in Eukaryota, Metazoa, Mollusca, Bivalvia, Pectinida, Pectinidae. The record is from RefSeq and is a predicted model, not a curated record. The coding region runs from base 174 to 878 and encodes 234 amino acids.
CACGUUGGUUAUUGAAUUGAUUACACUCGAAAAAGUAAUGAAAUGCGUUUUCAACAGGAAAGGAACAAUUGCAAAAUGGAUACAGAAUUAUAUUAACUUUAUAGAGGUCACCAUUUAACGCACUACACCCAUGUCGGAGUCUUGUAUGUAUAACAUCAAGUUUUCUGUUUCCUAUGGUCAGUCUAGUUACAGGUUUUUUCGGUUUAAUUUUUUGUUUAAAUUUUGACACAGUUUCUGAAGACCGUAUUAAAAUGUCUAAAGAAUUCCAAAAUUUCACAGUACUAGGGAGGAAUGAUUUUUCAAAUAAUGUAAUUCUAUUACCUUCCCCCUACAAAGAAACAUUCAUACUCAUCUAUUACCCAGCAAUGGCCAAGUUUGCAGUAUUUGGGAGCAGCUAUGUUACUCGUCUUGAGAGAUAUUGUCAUGGUGAUCUUAAGGUUCCUGGCACCGUCAGAUUCUUCGGGAAGGGUGGCAUGCGUUCUGAUUCGAUUCCAAGACAACUACUUAGAGACCUGAUAGAGUACAACCCUGAUGUUGUACUCAUCCAACUAGAAGGAAAUGACAUCUCAGCGACAUCAUCCCCCAACGACAUUUUCCAGAGACUUCUGACUCUGCAGGUGGACCUACAUCAUGCUGGAAUUCAGGAGGUGUACUUUACAGAGAUUGUGCGACGUGGUAACUUUGACAAGUCCCCAGGCCUGACAGCGACGUCUUUUGAGAAACAACGGAAGAAGAUAAAUCGACUACUGCUGACUAGACUGAGAUACAUCAAGAUUAGAGUUAACUUUCCAGAGGACUAUGACCGUGACCAAGUGCAUUUCAACGACUCAGGACUCAGGACCCAGUUCCAUGCUUUGAGACGACCAUUUUUUGCAUAAUUGAUUGAAAUUGAUAAACACCUUUUAUUAUGUCAUGUUACGCUUUGUAAUUUAUAAUAUGUUUCAAGCAUUUAAUCUUAAAAAUGAUUGAUUUAUUGAUAAUGGGUAAUAGA